This is a messenger RNA of Aspergillus sclerotioniger CBS 115572, 852 nucleotides long. RefSeq names its product ceramidase. The record is from RefSeq and is a predicted model, not a curated record. Lineage: Eukaryota; Fungi; Ascomycota; Eurotiomycetes; Eurotiales; Aspergillaceae. The transcript is spliced from 7 exons. Gene Ontology annotation, biological process: ceramide catabolic process; ceramide biosynthetic process. Gene Ontology annotation, cellular component: endoplasmic reticulum membrane. Bases 1 to 852 code for a protein of 283 amino acids.
AUGGAUUCUCACAGCUCGUUUUGGGGUGCGACGACUUCGAAUGCCAACUUUUGUGAGGAGGAUUAUCUAGUGACGAGAUAUAUUGCCGAGUUCAUUAAUACUCUGACGAAUCUUGUCUAUGUGUUCUAUGCGAUCUAUGGCAUCAGCUAUCUCCGACGAAAAUCAAAUACCGAUGUCUCCCGUGUUCUCCCAUAUUGGGGGCUGAUGGGCGUUGGUAUAGCUUCCGCGGCUUUUCAUAUGAACCUUAAGUAUCAUACCCAGAUGAUGGAUGAUGUGUCUAUGCUUCUUACGACGACACCUGUCCUCCAUCGCGUCAUGACUGUCAAUGCUUCUCGCAGGACAUCAGUACUUGUGGGGGUACUCCUUAGCUUGAGUUUGUUAGGCCUCGUUGCCGUCCAUGUGAUCACGGAUGAGUUGAUUCUACAUUCUGUGGCUUUUGUGGUUAGUGUGACUGUCAUCGGGGUCCGUACGAUGCAGCUUAUUACUACCCGGACGCCAAAGGAUUCAGCGGCACGGAGGCAGGUUUGGGGGAUGGUGCGGUUUGGUGCUGUUAUUUUCGAGCUAGGAUUCGCCGUUUGGCUGGCCGAUGGGUGGAUAUGUGGGUUGCUGAGAAGCACACGACAUGCAAUCGGUCUGCCGUGGGCUUUUCUGCUGGAACUUCAUGGAUGGUGGCAUAUCUUCACUGGAGUCGGCGCGUACAUCUUCAUCGCGGUGGUGGAUCAUUUGCUGUGCAGUGAGGACCCUGAAGAUAUCCAAGGGUCAUUCGCCUGGCCUGCACCCUGGGCAGCGCAAUCUAUGUUUGCAGGAAAGGGGUCCUCAGCAGGCGUAAAAUCCGGGUCCAAGUCGGACUGA